Anguilla anguilla (European eel) is the source of this 1754-nucleotide messenger RNA. RefSeq names its product charged multivesicular body protein 2b-A-like. The coding region runs from base 162 to 806 and encodes 214 amino acids. The transcript is spliced from 6 exons. Gene Ontology annotation, cellular component: multivesicular body; ESCRT III complex. The record is from RefSeq and is a predicted model, not a curated record. Lineage: Eukaryota; Metazoa; Chordata; Actinopteri; Anguilliformes; Anguillidae. Gene Ontology annotation, biological process: protein transport; late endosome to vacuole transport; endosome transport via multivesicular body sorting pathway.
CACGUGUAACUUGCAGCAGUUUCUGGUCAGGAAUCAACCAGGAAGUAAAGUAAUACAAAUAACGUUAGACUGACAGGGGAGUUGUUGACAGACUUUUUGUAUGAAUACAUAGUUGUUUCGCAUUUCUUAUAUAUCUCGCCAAGAAUAAACAUUUGUUAAACAUGGCCUCUUUAUUUAAAAAGAAGACGGUUGAGGAUGUCAUAAAGGAACAGAACAAGGAGCUGAAGGGGACCCAGAGACAGAUUGCCAGAGAUCGAACUUCCCUGGAGAAGCAGGAAAAGCAGAUUGAGCUGGAAAUCAAGAAAAUGGCCAAGUCAGGGAACAAGGACGCCUGCAAGAUUCUGGCCAAGCAGCUGGUCCAGCUGAGGAAACAGAAGAACCGCACGUACGCCGUGAGCUCAAAGGUCACCUCCAUGUCCACGCAGACCAAGGUCAUGAACUCCCAGAUGAAAAUGGCGGGCGCCAUGGCCACCACGACCAAAACUAUGCAGGCAGUGAAUAAGAAAAUGGACCCCCAGAAGACCCUGCAGACCAUGCAGAACUUCCAGAAGGAGAACAUGAAGAUGGGCAUGACAGAGGAAAUGAUCAACGACACCUUGGACGAGCUCUUCGAUGAGUCUGGCGACGAGGAGGAAUCCGAGGGCAUCGUGAACCAGGUUCUGGACGAGAUCGGCAUCGAGAUCUCUGGAAAGAUGGUGGGCGCUCCCUCGGCUGGCAGGAGCCUUCCAAGUGCCUCCGCCUCCAAAGCGGCUGGCAUUUCGGACGAGGAGAUCGAGAGGCAGCUGAAGGCUCUGGGGGUGGACUGAGGCCCCCCCCCUCCCCCUCCUCUCCGCACCGUCUACCUGGACACCGGGGAUUGUGGGAGAUCUAAGUGCGCCUUCCACAAACCGAUGCAGCCUCUCCUUUUCUUUCCAUUGGGUAUAUGUUUUGGUUAGCCGUUGGCUUGGGAGAGGGAUGAUUAUUGUACAGUACUGUAUGAAAAAAUAUGCAUUUUUCCCCCCACGUACCUGACUUAGAGCCAGCCCUUUUUGGCUUGUGUGUGUGUGUGUGUUGUUUCUGGGAUGUACCAGGGACACUGGAAGUGGGACAAUAAUCUGACAAUAGGGAAGGGUGGGUGGCACACAGCUAGCGGUAGUUGCUUUGUGCUACAUGAACGCAGAACCAGCACUGGGGAACACUUGGCCUUUGUAAUGAUUGAAAUGGCAAAGCACCAAAGCAAGGCUUGUCCUGUUGCACCAACUCCAUAGUUUGGCAGUACUGAGGAAUUCUUUUGUGCAUGGUAUAUAGGAAAAUAAGGAAAUCAAGCUCACACAAGAAAUCAAGGCCAUAAUGGUGAGAAUGUGAUAAUUCAAUAAUUGUGUUUCAUAAUACAAUAAUUUCUUUCCGGCAAUGUUGGCAUUGUAACACACAAAUGAGCCUUUUCUGAACACACAGGUUUACUCUCAACAUGGUGUGUUAGUGAAAGGGUUUGUCUGUUAAGUUAAUGCACUGGCAUGAAAUUCAGCUGAAACUGACCUCCUACUGAAGUGAAUGCAUGUACGUUCAUGCUCGGGAUAUUAAAGGAACACUAGUGCAACAGUGGUGUGAAGCUCGCAUAUUUUUUGGGGUACAAUGAAUACAGGAUGCCAAUAUAUACUGCACCGUGAUUAUAUUCAUUGCGGUAUGUACAGAUAAGUCUUGAGUUUGCAUUUUAGGUGGUUUGUAAACAACUGGACCUUUUCCAAAUAAAUAAAUAUUUAUUUGCUAUAAGGACA